Messenger RNA from Saccharomycodes ludwigii, 825 nucleotides. RefSeq names its product Rab6 family protein. NCBI's taxonomy places the organism in Eukaryota, Fungi, Ascomycota, Saccharomycetes, Saccharomycodales, Saccharomycodaceae. Bases 1 to 825 code for a protein of 274 amino acids. The transcript is spliced from 2 exons. Gene Ontology annotation, molecular function: GTPase activity; GTP binding. The record is from RefSeq and is a predicted model, not a curated record.
AUGUCUAGUCGUCAAGGUGGUAAGUUAAAACCAUUAAAACAAAAGAAAAAGCAACAAAAUGAAUAUCUCGAUGAUGAAGACGAAGCUUUCAAACAAAAACAAAAAGCUGAUGCUGCUGCCAAGAAAGCUAUGAUGCAAAAUAUUAAGGCUGGAAAACCACUAGUAGGUGGUGGUGAACAAGGUGUAGGAAAAACCUCACUGAUUACAAGAUUCAUGUAUGAUACCUUUGACGAUCAUUAUCAAGCAACAAUAGGUAUUGAUUUUUUAUCCAAGACAAUGUAUUUAGAUGAUAAAACAAUAAGAUUACAGCUAUGGGACACAGCAGGCCAAGAGCGUUUUAGAUCAUUAAUACCAUCCUAUAUAAGGGACUCACACGUCGCAAUUGUGGUUUACGAUAUUACUAAUAAAAAAUCGUUUGAAUAUAUAGAUAAAUGGGUCGAAGACGUUAAAAAUGAAAGAGACGAGGUUAUAUUAUGUAUUGUUGGAAAUAAGAGCGAUUUAAAUGAACAAAGACAAGUUUCUUCAGAGGAAGGUUCUAAAAAAGCCACGGUUUUGGGUGCUAAGAUUUUCAUUGAAACUUCUUCUAAAGAUGGGUACAAUAUUAAGAAUUUAUUUAAAAGUGUGGCUAAAAGUUUACCAGAAUUUCAAAAUACUAGAGGCACUAAUGGUUCUAAUGGAACUGGGAAUAAAGAUGUGGGAUCUUUAUUAGACGACGCGGAAAAUGGUGAUUCUAAUACUGAUAGCAAUCCAAACAAUACUGAGAAUGCCGGUGUCAUAGAUAUUACUGCCAAUGACAAUGAAAAUGGGAAUUCCUGCCAAUGUUAA